Molecule: messenger RNA, 1050 nt
Organism: Saccharomycodes ludwigii
Lineage: Eukaryota; Fungi; Ascomycota; Saccharomycetes; Saccharomycodales; Saccharomycodaceae
Gene: PEX19
Product: Pex19p
Exons: 1
Coding region: 1-1050 (349 amino acids)
Biological process (GO): protein import into peroxisome membrane
Cellular component (GO): peroxisome; peroxisomal membrane
Source: RefSeq, a predicted model, not a curated record
AUGAGCGAUAUAGAUGACUUGGACAGUUAUUUAAAUGAUGAGGAUUUGCAUUUAAAACCGGAAGAAGAAGAACAAGUUAUAACUGAAUCUGUUAAGGUGACGAAUCAGGUUAUACAUGAUAAUUCCAAAGAUUGUCUAAAGACAGUGGAUGUGACUGUAACGGAAAAUAUAAAGAAUGAUCAAACUACUAAUAGUACAAAUGAUGAUGAAGUAAUCGAAAAAUUAGAAAAAGAUUUUAAAGAAAUAUUACUUGCUAAUCAAGAUGAUAGCGCUAAUGCUUCUGAAGAGACUAAAGAAGAACAAGAGAAGGCUUUAAAAGAUUUUAAAGAUAUACUAAGCAUGAUGAAUAACGCUAACGAGGGUGCCAAAUCUGGCAAGCCUGAUAGUAAUACUUUUAGUAGCAAUAGUACUGAUAAAGUUACCGAUUUUAAAGAUAUUGUAUCAAAUACGUUAGAUAGAUUAAAAGAAAAUACCAGUAAAGUGGAAAAGGAUCUGCAAAAAGAGAACCCUAAAAAUAAUGAUAACACGCGGAGUAUACCUGGCUUAACUUCUAAUGACGACGUAUUACAACAAUUGCUAUCCCAAUUAUUGCUCCCAGAUAAUGAUGGCGAUGGUUCUGGUAAAAGUGAGAACGAAGGAGGUGAGAGUAGUGAUUUGGAUAAUGCUUUACUGAAGAUGUUGGAUCAAAUGUGUACCAAAGAGGUGCUAUAUCCAUCUAUGAAAGAGUUACAACAUAACUUUAUAGAGUGGUUGAAAGUUAACGAUGAGACUGCAUGUGAUUCGAAAGAUAAAUGGGAGACUUAUCAAAAGCAAUUUGAUAUUGUGAAUAAAAUUGUUGGUACGUAUGAAUUACCAGACUAUUCAAAUGAUAGAUAUGGGAAGAGCAUCACUGAAUAUCUAGAUCAGUUGGAAGAAUUGGGUGAUAUGCCAGUAUCAGAUAAGCAUACUGCAACAGAUAGUAGCACAGGGGAUGUAGAUCCUUUGUUAUUAAAUGAAGAUAGUUUAAAAGACUUGGACUCAGAAUUACAAGAGAAUUGUAAGCAGCAAUAA